Penicillium taxi is the source of this 1995-nucleotide messenger RNA. RefSeq names its product arylsulfotransferase family protein. The transcript has 2 exons. Lineage: Eukaryota; Fungi; Ascomycota; Eurotiomycetes; Eurotiales; Aspergillaceae. The record is from RefSeq and is a predicted model, not a curated record. Bases 1 to 1995 code for a protein of 664 amino acids.
AUGGCUGAGGCUUCAACCCGUCGGUUUCUGCUGAACCGAACAAUACAAAUAUCAAUAGUUCUUCUACUGUUCCUGGGCGGUUUCGCCAGCGCAGAUGUGCCAAACAGAAUCCAGUCGGAGCGGUACGCCCAUGGCUUCGAAGGCGCAUUCCCAUUACAGCGGUACUACUCCGCGAUGAUUUCAGGGCCGAUUUUGAAUUUUUGGCAGCAGAGUCCGGAGUGUCAAGAUGGGCAAUAUACUGUCAUUGCGCCUCAUGGCGAUGCGGUACAUCAUUCUGGGCCGAUGAUUCUGGAUCAGGACGGUCAUCUCAUUUGGUACCAGGAAAAUAAGCAGUCGUUCAAUGCGGAUAUCUGUACUUUCAAAGGGGAUAAAUAUCUUAGCUUUUGGGCUGGAAAUGAUUCGUUCGUUGGACAUGGCGAGGGGUUCGGGUACUUGGUUAAUUCUCACUACGAGGAAAAGUAUAAAAUCCAUGGCGCAAAUGGUCUCCAGAUGGAUUUACAUGAAUUUCACAUCACUAGCGAUGACACUGCGCUUUUUACCGUUUAUGACAAGAUCCCCGCAGACCUCCGUGAGACAGACGGGAAAGAAGACGGAUGGAUAUGGGACGGCGCCUUUCAAGAAGUAGACGUUGAGACGAACGAACUUCUCUUCCAAUGGCACGCAUCGGAUCACUUCACCUUUCGCGAGGUCGAGCGCGGCCGUGAAGGGAACGGAGACAGCGAAGACAUGGCAUGGGACUGGUUCCACAUCAACAGCGUUGACAAGGACGAGCAUGGGAACUUUCUCAUCUCAACCAGAUACCUAAACUGUCUUGCGUACAUUGACGGACGAACUGGGAAGGUUCUGUGGAGACUAGGAGGUAAACAAAGCUCCUUCACUGAUAUCUCCGGUGGCGCGGCGUCAAAUAUAAGCUGGCAGCACCAUGGACGCUUCCAGCGAGAUUACUAUACUAGCACCACAAGGGCAAUUUCUCUCUUUGAUAACGCCUCGCGCGGGGAGGGUGCACCCGAGAACCCGAGUCGGGGAUUGAUUGUCGACGUCAACGAGAAAGAUAUGACUGUGCAAGUGCGCAUGCAGUACUGGCAUCCUGAAAGGAUCAGUAGUGCCUCACAGGGCUCACUACAGAUUUUGAAGAAUGGCAACGUACUGCUUGGUUAUGGGAAUAAUGCUGUGUGGGUAGAGUUUACUCCUAAUGGACAACCGCUCUGUGAAGUAAACUUCGGCCCACGUCAGGGUUUCAACACAAGAAAUAUCAUGUCCUUUCGCACUCAUAAGAGCGACUGGAUCGGCCUUCCUCGCACGAAUCCAAAUGUUGCCUUGUCUGGUACCCAGGUUUACGUUAGUUGGAAUGGAGCAACUGAGGUGGCGACCUGGGUGCUACAAGGUUCUGCGGGUAAUUAUUCCAGUCAAGAAAAGACUACUGUGCGACAAAUUUCAAAAAGAGACAUCAGCCGAACAGGAUUCGAGCCCAUCACUACUGUGUCCAAGACCGGAUUCGAGACUAUUAUUCUCAUUCCCAAAGAUGCGCAAUAUAGCUUAUUACGAGUCGUUGCACUUGAUGGCUCUGGUGGCUUCCUCGGUGCAAGCAGUUCCUUACAUUGGGAACCGGAGAAGAUGAAAAGUGAACUUGCGUUAUUUGAAGGGGUGGGGAAGGGCGAUGAUAAAGAUGAGGAAGAGGAAAAAGAGAAGGAAGACGACGAACAAGAAUCUGCCAAUUCUGGACACCACGUCUCGCUUCCACUGGUUUUUGGAGUGGCUUUCUUGGGUGUGGCCCUCAUUGCGCUAUGCGUCUGGCGUUUCCGUCGAAAUUUAUCUUAUAUCAUUCACAGACGCGACUUCAGCCGCGGACACUCUCACAGACAGAAUGGGGAGUGGUGGGAAGCUGUCAACUUGAACGAUGAGCUCGAGGAGUUGAAUGAGCUGGACGAGCUCGAGAAUCUCGAGUCCGAAGACCGAGAUGAUGUAAUUUUAUUGCGAAGAAGUGAGCAUGAGUAG